Molecule: messenger RNA, 360 nt
Organism: Leptomonas pyrrhocoris
Lineage: Eukaryota; Euglenozoa; Kinetoplastea; Trypanosomatida; Trypanosomatidae
Exons: 1
Coding region: 1-360 (119 amino acids)
Source: RefSeq, a predicted model, not a curated record
AUGCACCUAAGCGUGCAGCUCGCUGGCUCGCGCAACAGCGUGUUUGUGUGUGUGUGGUCCCCUAGGUUUGCGAUGGAGCCGCGGUGCGUGCCUCUGCGCCGGAGAAAUGUUGCUUGCGACGAGUUGGCGGUGGUAGGGGGGGGGAUGGUGUGCUCCCUGGGUCCCUCCAUACAAGAGCAACACACAGCGCCAGCACGUGGGCACUGCAGAGAAGCGAGCGAGUUUAGUUGCACCUUUUCUUUCUCAUCUUAUUUAACCGAAAAUGAAGGAUCGAGGUCUUACUCUUUGUGGUUCCGCAUGAGGUGCGACCGAAUGGAGAUGGCUGGAGUGGCCCGUCAUCUUUCUGAGCGACAUGCGUGA